AGGUUGGAUGUACUAGAGCGAGCAGAGACCGGGUAGUAGUCCGCUUCGCGCUAUUCGCGCCACCACGGUCCUCGGAACACGGUUCUCUCUAACUUCUGACUGGUUCGGCUCUGUCUCGCACCCGCCUCUUCCCCCUCUUUUUACCGCUCGCUAUUACUCUUCUCUCUUUCUCUUUAUCUCUUUCUCUCUCUUUCUUUUCCCUCUCUCUAACUCCGUUCCCCUCUCCAUUCUUUCUCACUCGCUCUUCCCUCCCUCCAGGUUCGUGGUCUUCCCUUCCCCCGUCCCUGUUCUUCGCCUGACGACGCUGCUCUCUCGGGCAUUUCGCCGGAAACCGACGCCGCGCGAGGACUGAGCGUUUCGUUUAACGCGUUACGUACCAUCUAUCUUUUUUUUUCUCUUGCCGUUCCGUAAGCGGACACGCAAGCAAGCAAGCAGAGGCAUCUCGGGAUUCGAAGUGAAGACGAAUCACAUAUAGUACGAUCUAUCAUCAUGAGUACCAAGGAAAACAACGAGGUCGCUGUAGAGAAGGUGGCAGAAAACGACAAAGCUUCGGCGGACGCUAAGUGUGAGAUCAAGGGAAUCAAGAGGCCGGCCGAAGAGAAAAACGAUGAAGCAAAGAAGCAAAAAAAAGAGGAAAAUGGAGAUGGAGAAGUAGAAGAGGAGGAAAUUGAGGAGGAGGUUGAAGAAGAGGAAGAAGUAGACGGAGAUGGUGAAGAAGAUGAUGAAGAGGACGAUAUACCGGAAGGCGAAGAAGAUUUAGAAGAAGGAGAAGAAGAGGAAGAGGAUGAAGCGGAAGGUGAAGGUGAAGAGGUGGAAGAUGAAGAGGAGGACGCAUAAUGAAAAGAGGGAGAACAAUAUGUAAGUAAAACGGGAGGAAGGCACGUGGCAUCAUCGUCGAUCUUCGGCAGUCUUCUCAGCAAACACUUACUCUCAUAUUGAGUGGUUGGUAGCAAUGUUGAUAUCGAUCGUGCCCAAAUCCAUAUCGUUGGAUCAUCCUCCUGAGCUACGAAAUAAAAAUUACCACCUCACCGGAGUUGUGUCGGGCUGACGCAUUAUAUUAAUGCAGUCGCGUUUUUCUACUGUCUUGGCUCUUCGCAAUUCUGGUAUCUUCUAGCCGUAACCAAAUACUGUUAGGUCGUUCGCACGAAAAUUGUACAUUUGUCCUGAGGACGGCAUUAAAACCGAAUAAUAAAUCCGAUAUACAUACACAUAAUAUAUACGUAUAUAUUAGUGUUUAUGUAUUUAUAUAUGUAUAUAUAUGUAUAUAUAUAUAUACAUAUAUAUAUAUAUAUGGAUGUAUGUAUGUCUCCUCUUAGGCCCCUUAAUAUACCAACAAAAUCUGGUAUAUUCAAUGGCUACUGCUUGUCCUCGAGAUGAAUAUACCGCUUUAAUAUGAACCACCUACUAAACUGGUAUUUGCCGUCAUCUGGCUUUCUGCGAGGGACAGUUUUUUUAUCGAAAACUUAUUUAAGAAUAUAUAAGAAAAGUAAAAAAAACUAUUGUAUUUAAAUAGUGUAAAAUGGACAUUUGUGGGCGUUGAUUUUUUUUUACAUUUGAAAUCAAAUUUAAGUUUAUAGUUCGACGAAUGUCUCUCACCUAGUGCGUGUGAUUGAGUUUUUCUUUUCAACCGAUACGUGUAAUAGCAGUGUCUUCGCAGGAGCGCGAGGCUCGCAGAGAAAAAAAUUAAGUGGUGCAUGAGAACGCGUACAUAAAAGACAAACGAAACAGAACGAAAUUAAAUGAAACAUAACUUAAAGGUAAAAACAAAUUAAAACAAAGAAAAAUCAACAAUGAUACAAAUCGUACGGACAUCUCUCGACAUUCGGACGCAUAUACUAGACAAAUUCGUAAAUAAACUAUAAUAAUAAUAAUAAUAAUAAAAAAUGAAAACAAAAAUAUAAAACCCCACCGCUUCGUGCUCCUGUUUAAUAAUGAGACAGGCAUAUUAAGGUUAUGUAAAUGCAAUGUUCGCGCCAGGUAGUAUGGAUGAGUAAUGUGUGACUUAAACAUUGCAUAAUAAUUAUACAUAGUAUGUAUAAAGUUAUGAAGUAAGAAAACAUUUUAUUAUUAACGAUAAUAUUAUCUAACGUAAUGUAACGUAACGUAAUGCGGGGAGGUUGUUACUCUUUAGACUUGGGCAUAGCGAGUAGGGAGAGCAUUUAUAUAUCCGAUCGCCGAAGCUCACAAAGGCUGCUCUGCUGCUGAUGCUACUGCUACUGCGCUCCAUCGUUGUUCCAUUUCUGUUGGAUGUAAUCUAUUCUAUUCUAUUCUUAUGGAAACACGUAAAAAAAUGAAAGAAAAAGAAAAAAAAAAAGAAAAAAAUCAAUUCUAUAUUUAUAUUAUUUCUUCUCACAGUUAAUUUUGAAAUAGAGGGAAUAUAACGUGUAGUAGGCAAAUCUAUGAAAUCUUAAAAGGUAUUUUAUUAUUGCUAAGACGACGUAUAUUCGAUAGCAUAGAAGAUCCGAUAACUCUCCCUAUUCCAGUGUUCUCUCUCUCUCUCUCUCUCUCUCUCUCUCUCUCUCUCUCUCUUUCUCUCUAUCUCUUUCUUUCUCUCUCUCUCUCAUUUGAACGUAUUCAAUUGUAUUUUUGUGUACUGUGGUUUUACUUCGAUUUCAUUGUCGUGGGCUACUCAUAGCAGUGAUUUUCGUUGACUGUCGCAGAGAACAAGUGAUGGGGUAUUCCUAGUGAUUCCUUUUCAUUCAUUACGAUCGGUAUCUUAACGGUGACACAUUAUUAAUAUGUAGCCGCAAAAAAAAAGAUCUGUCAAACGCCGCUUUAAUACAGGGAUCAUUCUUUAUACUUGAUAAAGAUGAUUCACUUAGUUACACCGACAGUCAAAAAGCGACGACGAUGCUCUUAUACAUUUAGUAUUAAGAGUUAGUGGAUCAGUUGCAAACAAAGAUACGUCUAUGCUGUCACUUAUUUUUUUUGGAGACUGUUAAACAAGAAGAAGAAGAAGAAGAAGAAAAUGAAGAAGAAGGGUGAAGAGACAUUGCGGUUACGAUACCAUUGUACCAUAGCUGCAUAAUAAUUAAAUAAAGAUAACGAUAAUUUGAAUGCGAGACGAUGUCCCACGUUUUAAUGUACAAAUAUUUUCGAAUGAGGUAGUUAAAUAAAAACACAGUUAGAUCGGAUAAAUCAAUUCGUUCUCGUGAAGUAGCAAUGGGUUUUAAUAUCUGAAUAAAAAAAAAAAUAAUAAAAAUAAGGGAAUAAUAAUAAUAAUAAUAAUAAUAAUAAUAAUAAUAAUAAUAAUAAUAAAUAAUAAUAAUAAUAAUAAAGAAAAAAUUAUAAAAAGAAUGAUCGCGGUUUUAUAGACUGCCGUGUCUCAUAUGACCGUGAAAGAAAAAGAAUUGGCUGUAUGAAACCUAAGGAGAUGGACUGGACCGUGUCUUUCGUGCUUAUAUUCUUGUGCACGAUUGUAAGUGCGAUCGUGUGUAUUAUGUGUGUGCGUGCGUGCGUGUUAUAUCCUAGACCUAUGAAAGAUCAAUGAGAAAAAAACAGGAAAAGAAGAAUAAAAAAGGUGUGAAAUGAGGCACGAACGCACUCAAAGGAGCACACGAUAUGUAAAAGAUCGCCUGGCUGAUUCUUUAUUAUUAAUAUACGGGCCAUACCAUUUCUGGCAGUUUCUCUCUGUUAACAAAACACAACUACAGUUUUAUACACAAAACUGCUACUGUAAUGUACACGUGCUUGCUUCAAGAUAGUACCUUGUCUCUAAUUGUUGACAAAGAACUAUCUUAAAGUAUGGAAUGCCUGAGAAAAGAGAAAACUGAGUACUUUAGCAUUCAUAGUAUACUAUACGUACACUAUAAGUAUAGGUCUAUUUAAUUUUAUUAAUAUAAUGAAAUGUCAAGCCCCGUUUGCAACACGAUCAGAAAAAAAGGAAAAAAAGAAAAAAGAAAAAAAAAAAGACUUGCGUUAUGUACUACAUGAAGCUAGAGAAUAUAAACGAUACAUUUUGUUCUCUGCUCGAGUAUACAACGCAAUUCAGAAAAUUAAACUUUACUGGUGCUAACGGGUCUUAAAAUCAAUCAGGCUGAACAUGCCCAGAUAACCGUUACAUCCCUACGUUUGUUAGGUAAGCAUGAAGAUGAUAAACAAAAAAAGAAAAAAAGAAAAAAAAGCAAGAAAAUAAAAAUAAAAAACAAACACAGAAUUUUGAAAUAAAAUCUGGUAACGAUACACAUCUUUAAGAUUUAAACGUAAACGAAGUCUUAGGCUAAGAAUUUGGUUUGUGUGUUCAUAAAUCUUGUUCAAACUACUUUUGUACAGGAUACCAUCGCAUCAUCUCUCUUCCCCCCUUUCUAUCUCUCUCUCUCUCCUCUCUCUCUUUCUCUCUCUCUCUCUCUCUCUCUCUCUCGACGUAACAGUAACCGACACCACAGACUACAUUUUCUGCCCAUUCCAUCAGAUUUGAAACUUUCAUUGUAUUUUUAAGUAAAUACAUUUUGAAAAACAUUA
Vespa crabro (European hornet) is the source of this 4461-nucleotide messenger RNA. RefSeq names its product glutamic acid-rich protein-like. The transcript has 3 exons. The record is from RefSeq and is a predicted model, not a curated record. Bases 490 to 837 code for a protein of 115 amino acids. NCBI's taxonomy places the organism in Eukaryota, Metazoa, Arthropoda, Insecta, Hymenoptera, Vespidae.